CAGACAACACACUCCGCUCCCACCCCCCUCCCCCCUUGUGACUCCUCUCGACACCCAUCUGCUCCACUUCCCCCGGUCUUCCUCCCCUCCCCCACCGCCCACCUCCCUUCCCCCGACCUGUUCCUCCGGGCCCCGCCCGCCUCCCUGACGAUUUGGCAAUGAACGGCCAGCGCCCCGCCCCGUUGCCCGAUAUCAAGGACGUGUUCAAGAGCGCUCGCAAGGCCUUUGACCGUGGCCAACUGGAUGAUGCCGUGUCUGGGUGCAAUGCGAUCCUCAAGCGGAACAGGCGCUUCUUGCCUGCUCUGAUCCUGCUCAGUCGCGUGCAAGUGGACCAGGGCAAGCUGGAGGAUGCCAUCCUCACCCUCACGCGCGCCGGCGCCUUGUACCCGCACGACUCCGGUCUCUGCCGAGCCAAGAUCAAGGUGCUGCGAUCCAUCCACGAGAAUGAGCUCCCCCAGGUCCCGGAGCAUCAGCGUGGUCGCGGGCAGCCCUUCGAUGUGAAGGCUCGACGGCGCCUCUUCAAGCCCAUGCGGGACCUGCGCAACAACCUGAUCCGGAGCAACACCCUCGACCAGGCCGUCGAGGUGGCCAUCAGCCUGCGCAAUACCAUCCUCUCCCUGGAUGACAAUGCCCCGGCCGACGCCCCCGUCGAGCGGCUCUCCGUGCUGAUGCAGGCCUCGGCCAUCCGAUGCCUGGGGGAGCUCCGCGCGACGGCCCUCUUCCCCGAGGUGGCAGCCCACCCGAUCCUCGGCGACGCGGCCAUCCGCGACGAUCUCCUGGCCGUGCAGCUGAUGUCCAUGCCCACGCAGAACUUCGUCGUCACCAUGGUCCCGGCGCAGAUGCUCCCCGUGACGAUCGGCCACCUGGAGGCCCUGGCCCAGACCGGCGCCAUGGAGCUGGUGCUGGAGACCAUGGCCGCCGAGCCGGGAUCCGCCAACGACACCCCGGCCGGCCGGGCCAACAUCCAAGCCUUCAUGGCGCUCCUGUCGACGCAUGUCUUCUUCGCCAUCCUCCUGCCCCAGGAGCACCCGCUCUAUGACUUCCAGCUCCGGCUCCUGGCCCUGCUCAACGAGGCCAGCCGGGCCCCGGCCUCGUUGGACAUGCAGCCGCUGGUCCUCCACUGGAAGCUGACCCUGGCCCUCAUGUCAACCCCCCUCAGCCAGACCGGAUCAUUGCUGCCGCUGGUUCACAUGGCCCAGCGCCGGCUGGCCGAAGCCCCGGCCGGGGCCGUCCGCAACCGCAAGCACCUGACCGACAGCCUGGCCGCCCUGGAGGCCACCAUGGUCUUCCUGGAGACCGGCGACAGCAAGCCCCUGGCCGAGCUCACCUACGAGGGCCACCUGCACGAGUCGAUCCCGGCCGAAAGGCGCUUCCUCGGCAGCCACUUUGCCCUGGUGCUGCGGCUGCUGGCCAUCGUCACCGCCUCCCGGGCCCGGCAGCAGAUCAAGCUGCCGGAGCUGAUCCCCGACCGCGUCGAGCGGUCGAACUGCCUGCGGGCCCUGGCCGACCUGGCGGCCGGCUCCCUGGCCGAGGCCACCGGCCAGCUGGCCGACAACCCCCUGCUGGACCUGUUCACCGAGCUGGCAUGCUCCUCCAUUCACACGGACAUCGCGACCUUCUACAACCAGUACCUGGCCCUGGGCGAGUGGGCCGAGACCUCGGACGACUGCCUGCCCGCGGUCGAGGGCCGGACCCUGGCCAGCAUGCAGAAGGAGCUCCGGUCCACCUACCUGGCCUUCCUGGCCGAGGUGCCGGACUCCUUCACCGAGCUCCGGCGCACGCUCUUCCGCACGGAAACCCUGCCCGAGGCCCGGCCCACCGACGACAUGGCCCGGCUGCUGUACCUCUUUGCCUGCUGCCUGCGCAUCAUUUCCCUCAACCGCUUCGCCUAUGUGGUGCUGGAGCGCCUGGUCCAGUGGUACCCCGACCGGCUGGACUACCUGCUGGACUUGGCCUCGGCCAGCCGGUGCAUCGGCCGCCUGGACCGGAGCAUGGCCGUGGCCGAUGCGGCCAUGCGCCUGCACGCCGCCCAGGCCGACACGGCCGACCCGGCCGCCCCCGCCGCCUCGGUCGACCAGCUGGCCCGGCUGGCGUCGGUGGUGGCUCUGGCCCACCUGGCCGGGCGCCCGUGCACCCCGGCCGACAAGGCCACCAUCAUCGGGCCGGUGCUGCUGGCCCUGCGCAGUGCCCCGGCCCAUGGCCAUGGCUCGCUGAUGGCCAUCCUGGCCCGGUGGUACUGGCAGGUGGAGGCCGACCGCGAGCGGGCCGUCCGCUGUCUUUCCAAGGCCGUGGAGCUCGGUGCCCCCGGCAAUGGCACCACCUCGCAGUUGCUCUUCUUCCUGUCCGAGCCGGGCCUGCAGCCGGCCGAGGCGGUGGUCCUGCUGGAGCAAUUCGCCCGUGCCCAUGCCAGCUGGGUGUGGCUGCCGCUGGCGCGAUACCGGCUGAAGGAUGGCGACCGCGAUGCCCUGCCCCAGGCCCUGAUGUAUCUGGAGCAUGCCCUGCGCGCGCUGCCCGACCGCGACCCCGGCACCAUGACCACCGUCCAGCUGCUGGACGCGGCCUCGGUGUGGCUGAACAUCGGCGAGCUCCACCGGCGCAUGGGCCGGCAUUCGUCCGGCCUCCGGUCGCUGGAGUCCUGCGCCAAGUUGCUGGAGUCCCUGUCGCUGCGCAUCGCCGAUGCCAGCACCGCCCCCGGCACCACCGCCGCCGUCGCCGCCGCCGCCGCCGCCAUGGACGACCGCCUGACCUGGUGGCUGCCCCAGCCCUCGGCCGCCGAGCUGGCCUCCAAGGUCCUCGGCUUGCGCAUCGGCGUGGCCCUCUCCCAGGCGGCUUCCCUGCGGGAGGCCUUCCAGCCGACCGAGGCCCUGGCGGCCCUGCACUCCGUCCUGCCGGAUGGCCUGCGCCAGCGGGUGGCCGCCGGGCCGCAUGCCUACCUGCCGGCCGCGGCCCUGGCCCGGGACUUUGGCCGCGGCUUUGCCACCGUCUGGCUGGCCUCCCGGGCGGAGAGCCUGCUGGUCCUGGCGCGCGAUCUGCUGGCCAGCGGCCGGUGCAAUGUCACCGCUCGGUCCUGCCUCGGGCCGGCCCUCUACUCGGCCAUCGCGGCCCUGGAGUUGGACCUGCACCGCGGGUCGGCCGCCGGGGAGCACCCCCCGGCCGCCCGGGCCACCGGUGCCCUUCCCCUGUGGAAGUUGGCCGCCGACAUUUGCGAGGUCUUCCGGUCGCCGGGGCUGGCCGGCCUGCCGCCGGCCACCCUCGGCCAGGACACCCAUGCCGGGGCCUUCCUCUCCACCGGCCCGGCGGAUGUCCCCACCGCCGACCAGCCGGAGCCCUGCCUGCUGACCGCGGAGCUGGCCCACUUCCACCGGCUGGCCCAAUUGUCGGCCAUGCAUGCCGGCAUUUGUCGCUGGGACCCGGGCCUGGAUGAGGCGCUGCUGUCGGCCUCAUCGCGGGCGGCCGCCCUGGCGGCCGAGGCCCCGGCCGCGGCCGCCUACGCCGGGGCCGUCUUCGGGGCCUAUGCCGGGGUCCUGUGUCGCCGGGCCCAGCUGGCCACCAGCCCCACCGCGCCGGAGGCCUGCGCGGCCCUGCAUGACUUGGCGUCCGACCUGUUCGGCCUGUCGCGCAUGCAGCUGGCCGAGCUGGGCCUGGCCGGCGAUGUGACCCCCACCGCCGGGGCCGGGGGGGUGGCCGUGGUCGACCGGUGCCUGGCCACGGCCGGGGCUCUGCUGGAGCGGGCCCUGGCCGGGGCCAUGCCCACUGGCCUGGCUCCCGAGCAGACCACCGAGUAUCGCACUCUCCUGGGGCUGGGGCUCGUGCGGCUGGUGGCCCAGCUCUGGCUCACCACCGGCGUGGUGAAGGCCGCGCAAUAUGCCCGGCUCCCGGCCGGGGCGCCGUCUUCCCCGGCGCCGCUGCACCUGGCCCAGGCCCAGGCGGCCUUCGGCCAGGCGCAGGCCCUCUUCGGCGAGGCCGGCGAUGUCACCGGCCAGGCCCAUGCCAGUGCCUACCUCGGUGCGCUGUACCUGCUGGUGGCCGUGCGGGCGGUCGGCCCGGCGGGCGGGCUGACGCUCGCCAGCCCGCCGGUGGCCCGGCUGCUGGCCCUGGCCACGGAGGCGCUGCAACACUCGCGCGUGCUCAACCACUCGAACCCCCUCUGCUGGGCCGGGCUCGGGUACCUGGCCACCCUGGCCCCGGGGACCAUCGACAUCGACCCGGUGUCGGCCCUGCUCCAGGCGUGCAUCCUCUCGGAGCACCGGUUCCCGGACGCGGCCCGCCUGCUGGGCGGGCUGGUCCUGCGCCGGAUCCAGGGGCACUUCGCCCGGGAUGCCAGCAUGGCCGACCCCGACCCGCGGUACCGGCCGAACCUGGCCCGGGCCCUGCCCGGCAGCCUGCUGACGGCCACCCUGCAUGCCCUGCAGCGGGCCCUGGCCGCGGCGCCGGUGCCCCUGCCGGCCGCCGCCUCGGCCCCGGCCGCCGCCGUGCACUUUUCCUUCGCCCUGCUGGGCCUGGUGUCCGGCUGCCUCAAUGAGUGGCGCGGCUUGCUGGAGGCCGCGGCCACCGGGUACCACCGGGCCGCCGGGGCGCUGGCCCUGGUCGGCCCGGCCCCCGGCCAGGCCCUUGCCGCCACCGUGGCCGCCACCCACCUGCGCCUCUUCGCCGACAUGGGCCGCAUCAUGCUCCUGCUGGGGGAUGCCCCGGGCGCGGCCGAGCACUAUCGGCUGGCUCUCUUCGGCGCGGCCGGCGUCGCGCCGGACCCGGCCGCCCCGCUCCAGCCUCCGGCCCCGGAGCUCCUGCGCAUCGACCACAUUGGCUGGCUGACCGGCCUCGGGCUGGCCUACUUCCGCCAGGGCCUGCUGGCCGAGUCGCUGCAGGCCUUCACCUCGGCCCACGCGCUGGCCCAGCUGCCUGCCAUCCUGGCAUCCCACCCGAACGAGGCCUUCAUCCAGAGCUCCGACGCCAUGAUCGCCCUGUCCAUGGUCAUGUAUGCCAUGAACCCGGCGGCCCCGACGGCCCCGCUGGACAAUCUGUCUCUCAUCGAGCAGGCCCUGGCCGCCAGCCGCCAGGGCCAGAUGGCCGACGACCAGCGCGUGGCCCUGCUGGCCGUGUGGCACCUGGCCCGGCUGACCCUGACAGCCAUGCUCUUCGAAACCGGCGACAUCGGCGGCGCGCGGGCCCACCUGGAUGCCCUGAUCGCCGAGGCCCCGGGCGGCGACCAGCACCCCCCCUCCGGCCUGCUGUACCAGGUCCACCUGCAGAUCCUGCGCGCGGCCGGGCCCGACGAGGUCGAGGCCUUCCUCCGGCGGGAGGCCUCCGGCCAGCUGGUCCCCCUGCGGUCGUCGCUGGAUUUGGCGGCCCUCCUGUCGCACGAGGGCCGCACCCCGGCCAAGCCCCUGCGCACCGUGGUCGACAUCCUCCGGGACACGUACCAGCCCCCGGCCAGCGUGCUGCACCAGUUCAGCGUCAGCGCGUCGGAACAGUCGUCCGAGCUGAGCGCCACCGGGUCCGGCCCCGGGGCCUCGGCCUCGUCCAUCUCCCUGGCCCUGCCCUCCUCCUCGCGGCUGCACCUGGCCGGUGGCGGGGGCUCCGACUCCGCCACAUCGGACGGCCGCCACCCCGACACCGACCUCGACGCCUCCUCGGACUCCGACACCAAGCUCACCCCCCGGCGCAAGAAGAACCUCACCACCAUCGUCGGCCACCAGCAGGCCACGCUCAUGCGUCUGUCCCGCGAGCAGCACCUCCCCCUGGCCGCCGGGGACUUCCUGCGCAUUGGCCGCCUGCUGGCCCGGCACGCGCUGGGGGUGGCCUCCGCCGGCGCCCCGGCGCCCACCGGGGCCACCCUUGCCGACGUGUCGGCCAGCAUCGAUGCCGCCUCGCACCUGCUCAAGGCCAGCCUCCGCCUCGCCCCGAGCAACACCCUCACCUGGGCGUCGCUUGUGGUGGCUGAGGACGCCCGCGUGCGGGUGGCCUUCGUGGUGGCCAAGGACGCCGCCGCCCUGGAGGACCUGGCCUCGGCCAAUGCCCAGCUGAUUUCCCUGGCCACCACGGUCAUCGGACGGCUGUCCACCGACGCCGAGCUCCCGGCCGACGAGGUCCUCGCCCUGCGCUGCCACUGCCAGCUGGUCUUGACCGAGGCGUACAUCCGCAGCUUCUCCCUGGCCCCGAGCGGCACGAUCGCCGAGGACACCAUCCGCGCCGUGGAGGUGGACCUGGCCGAGCAGCUCUUGACCCUGGCUGCCGGCCUCGCGGAUGCCACCCAGCGCCUGGCCGUUGUCCUGGCCGCGCGGACCGGCGUGGCCCGGCUCCAGGCGGCCCGCGGCGACACCGAAGCCGCCCGAGGCACCCUGCACGCCCUGCUGGUCGAGCACGGGCAGCUGCCGGGCGCCGCCGACGCCUGGCUCUUCCUGGUGGAGAUCUACCGGCAGCUGGGCAUGAUCUCGGCCGCCGAGGCGGUGGCCAACCUGUGGAAGGACCUCCAGCCUCGGCAGCAGCAGCAGCAGGACCCGGUGGCCAAUGCGGCUCUGGUCCGCCUGGCCGCCCUCGACGGCAUCCGCCUGAAGAGCAUCCGCUCCAUGAAACUCCCCGGCCCGCUGGCGGCGCUCCUUCGCCGGAAGCCGACCCCCCAGGACGCGGCCCCGGCCAAUCAGUAGCCUAUCCGGGCGGCGGCGGCGCCUCCCUGCUGUUUCGCUGUGCUCCGGUGGCUGCGCCGUGCGCCUAUCCACAGGCGCCCGAAGGCGCACAGCACCCAAUACACAUGCUCCCUCCUCGGGGGCAACAGCAACAGCAACAGCAA
Fonticula alba is the source of this 6787-nucleotide messenger RNA. RefSeq lists its product as hypothetical. The coding region runs from base 159 to 6644 and encodes 2161 amino acids. Lineage: Eukaryota; Rotosphaerida; Fonticulaceae. The transcript has 9 exons. Gene Ontology annotation, molecular function: protein binding. The record is from RefSeq and is a predicted model, not a curated record. Gene Ontology annotation, cellular component: Ski complex.